Messenger RNA from Sus scrofa (pig), 2359 nucleotides. RefSeq names its product family with sequence similarity 47 member E (gene FAM47E). Lineage: Eukaryota; Metazoa; Chordata; Mammalia; Artiodactyla; Suidae. The record is from RefSeq and is a predicted model, not a curated record. Gene Ontology annotation, cellular component: chromatin. Gene Ontology annotation, biological process: transcription initiation-coupled chromatin remodeling.
UUCGGCUGCCAAGGUCCACGCACCGCGGCGCUGGCGAAGGCUCGGGGGCGGCGGGAGUUGGGGGGCGCAGGGACCCCAGGGCCACGGGUUCCCGGGGAGCAGCUGAGCUGCGCAAGGGCGCGCCGGGGGCGAGUCUGGGCCGCGCACCACUCCGCGGUCUCCUAGCGACCCGAGCGGCUGGGAACGCGCCCUACACAAGGCCGAGCGGGCAGCCGGGCACCAUGGCUGACCGCAGGGUACGGUUCCCGCCCGCAGCGCAGGCCCGGGUGCCGGUGGGCAUCAGCUGCGGGCCCCGGUACACCGAGAAUCUGGCUUCCAAGUGCUUCCCAAAGCAUAAGGGCGGGCCGCCGGGUCCCACCUCCCUGAGCAGCCGACGCUGGAGAUUUGUGACAACCGAGCUGGAUGACUUCCGGGAAGCCUGCCCGCCCUGCAGAGGUCUGAUCACCCAGGGCCUGGACAAGGGCUUCUUCCCCCCCAUUUAUCACAGAGCUCCCCGCCCCGCCGGGAAAAGGAGGCAGAACUCGCUGCGCAGGGAAGCAGCCCUGGGUUCCAGGCUCUCACCAGCCCGGCAGGCGCGGAAGGCAUUCCUGGCGGACGUUGAGGCGCAGCUGUCCCCGCACCCCUUGGCCCUCUACCCGGACCUGGAAGAAGACCUGCCUGCAGAGCUCUUAUUAAAGGUGCUGGACGUGCUGGAUCCUGAUAGGAAGCUGGAGGACACGUGGGCUUCUUGUCAGGGCAUCAGGAAAAGACCGAAGGAAAACACAAAACAUUUAAAAAAACGUUCUAGCCAAGUCUACCUGGAACCUCUCAAGAAGACUCCUGUGUCACAUCCACGCCAAUGGCUUUAUGAAGAAAAGAAGCCCAGUGAAAUAGAUUCGCUCCACAAAAUGGGUCCACUUCUUCAUGAAAAUGUACGCAGAGGAGUUAGUGACUUCUGCAACUGGGCUGCUGAUUUUGGCAGCCCGAGCAUUGAUGAGGAGUUCAUCCUGAAACAGUUUGACAUUGACUCUCAGAGCAAACCAAGCUAUAAUGUGCUCCACGCAGUGAGACCCAACCCUGUACCUCUGGAGCUAAAGAAAAGGAUGGGGCUAAAUAAACUGCAGGGGCCACAGUUCUUCCAGAAACUUGACUAUGAGCAGAGACUUCAGAAACCACAGAAUUCUCAUAAACCAAAGUGGGUGAAGAUGAGAUACGGAGCAUGGUAUCUGAACACCAAGUUGUGGAAAAAGCAAAGGGCCGAUGAACCUUUGGUGGACCCCAAAGUCUUAGGUAGAGCUCAAGAUGAGAAUCUGGCAAAGGAGCUACGGGAACAGGAGGAGUUACUUGCAGACCUUCGUGGAACGGUUGCCUUUAAGGAUUUCAUUCUGAGCAGAGGCUACAGGAUGCCGAGGUUCCUGGAGAAGAUAUAUAUGAGGAAGGAAUAUAAAUGUGAAUGUAACAAGACUCCCGUAAAAUAACUCCAGCUUAGAAGAAUUCGGGAAGAUGACUAGACAGAUUCCAUUUAUUACGUACUUGGCUAUUUCUAUCAUUAAAAAUUAAACAAAAUUCCCGCAUUGCUGUGGCUCUGGCGUAGGCCAGGGGCUGCAGCUCUGAUUCGACCCCUAGCCUGGGAACCUCCAUAUGCCACGGGAGCGGCCCAAAGAAAUAGCAAAAAAGAAAAAAAAAAUUAAACAAAAUUUAUGAUGAAUGUCUCACCAUAAAUAUCCAACUUUGACUUGGCAACAUCCAUAAAAUUUAUAGCUAAUACUUACAAGCAUUUCAGAAUGGUCUUCUGCUCCAGUUAAUAUUUUACAUGUCUCAUCAACUAUGAGAUCAAGAUUCAUAUUUGGUAUUCUAACAUUUUCAUAGCAUCGUCGAUAUUUCAACUAUUUAUAUAAAUAAAUACAACCAUUAAAAAAGCAGAAUUACUCUAUUGCAUUUUCCCUAGUUUUAAGUGAAUUACCUCCUUUACUCUUUCUUUAGAAUAUAAUUUUCUCUUAUUUUGAAUUAAGCUUAGAGGUUCCCCCCCUUUUAGUAUGUUAGUCUUGAUAAUAAAUAUGUACCUAUAAUGUAGUCAUGGGUCAUAAAAUUUAAUGGAAACUCGAAGUGACAUAUUUUUAAAAUUAAAUUUAAAAAAUUAUUUUAUUAAAAAUGUUAAUGCCCAAGUUAGGAAAAUUAGAAAACAUAGACUAACAAAAAAAUGUAGAAGAUACAGAGUCAGUUACACAGAGUCAAUAAUAACUGCUCUUCACUCUUUGGAAUGCAUCCUUCUAGAUCUUUCUUUGAACUACACUGGAUAAUUUAAUCAAAAGGAAUGUAUUAAAAGGAUAUUGGCUCCCAAAGCAGUUUUUUUGUUUGUUUGUUUGUUUAUUUUUUGUCU